Aureobasidium pullulans EXF-150 is the source of this 1017-nucleotide messenger RNA. RefSeq lists its product as uncharacterized. The record is from RefSeq and is a predicted model, not a curated record. Bases 1 to 897 code for a protein of 298 amino acids. NCBI's taxonomy places the organism in Eukaryota, Fungi, Ascomycota, Dothideomycetes, Dothideales, Saccotheciaceae. The transcript has 3 exons.
AUGACGGCAACCACAGACCAAUCAGUUGCUACCAAGGAGGCCUUCGACCCUGUCGACGUCGCAGCCGUCCGUUACAUUGACGUGGAGGACGAAUCAUCCGACGAUGAAGCCUUCCUGGACGAGCUCGUUGGAGAGGUUUCUUCUGACGAGGAAGAAGUGAUGGAUGAAGAGACCGGCGAUCUUAUCACCACCAAGAAGUCAUCAGCCGAGAGCAAGGGUGACGUUCAUGCUCGCAUCGUCGAGUCGGUCAAACAGUCAGAGGACUAUGUCAAGAUCAAGAACACCUUCCAUGAGAAGCUUUCGACCAUCACGGUCAAAUACGGCGCCGACUCUGAAAACGCUCACGAAUCGACCGAUGAGCAGAUCCAGAAGGAGUCCACCAUCGGCGUCGAAGACGAGACCGACACUGUCACCAACGACAUCUCAUCCGGCGACAAGUACGCACUCGUCAUCGCCGACGGACACGAGACCCGCGAGGACGUCAAGGCCAACCACAUGCAGCAGAUCUGGAAGAUCGCCGAAGCUGGAACCGAGUCAGAGUGGCUCUCAGACGGCGAGCCCUACCGCCGCAAGCUGGACGGCAAGGACGUCUGGGUCGUCAACAUCGUCGAGAAGGCUCUGAUCCAGAAGAAGCUUGAGAAGAAGAAGGCUCUGGAGGCCAAGGGCAUGGACGUCGCUGUCUGGAACAGAUUCCAGGAUGCUCUCAAGAUGAACGACGAGGCUACCAUUGAGGAACUCCAGGAACUCUACAAGGGCUUCAACAUCGAGGAUGGAGCAUCUGGAGGCGCUCCUGCUAUGCCUCAGACAGUUGGAGGUGCUUCGGCCGAGCCCAAGGACAAGAAGCGUAUUCUUCCUGAGAAGAUCGCCGAGGUUGGCGAGUACUGCCGUGGAACUUGAAGGGUGCUUCAUCUCUGCAAAGAGUAGUGGCGUGCGGACAUCUGUCUCCAUGCAACCGAUGUAACGACAACAUCUUCAAAAGUUCUGUAUCGCCGUUUCCGUCUCGUUUGAAGGAAUCAC